UUAUGCGCAACAGUGGUCCUAUAUGUUAUAAGUGUUCUGGGGUUUCGAGUAUGACUGUGUGUAAAACAAUAACCACGUGUCCAUUAAAUGAGCUUUGUAUCAUUGAAUCAAAUGACAGGAAUGGUGAAAUAUAUUUCAAUAGUGGAUGUCAGACAAAAUAUGCUUGUGACAUGUUAGCCGGAACGGGUAACAUUUUGGGGAAACGAGAGAUAAACGGCCCAAGACCAGGCUACUGCAAGAGAUGUUGUGCCGGAGAUUUAUGUAAUACUGAAUGUAGUAUAGAUUUGAAGACAACAUCAUCAGUUACAACAACUAAGACGAUAGCAUCUAUCACACCACCAAGGACAACCACAGUAGUCACAACACCAAUGACGACAGGUAUUAUGUUUAUUGGGGUGGGGAAUAUCAUGAUUCAUUGGGAACGAAAUUUUAACCUGGCUUUCCUGGCGAGCUUUGGUACUCCUCCUGCAUAUGCACAGCUGUAUAUUAUUUCUGAUCAUAACGGAACAUGCAUGAUACGUAUUCCGUACCUACAUAUAAACACAUCAAUGCCUGUUAUAUUCAACGAUGUGAGUCAAUAUCGUAUAAACAGCAGCAUUCUGAUGACGACGCUAGGAAUACAACACAAAGCAAUAAUAGUUAGUUGUGACGUUCCAGUAUCUAUAUACGGAAUGAACUAUAGGAAUGUAGUCACCGAGGGCUAUCUUGGUAUUCCCCAGAAUGGACUUAGAAGCAAAUACAUAGUGUCAUCUUUCUCUCAAGAUAAGUCAGAGUUUGGAAUUAUUGCUCCUAGUAAUGAUACUUUUAUUUCGAUUAACUUAAGAUUGGAGUCUGGUGACUUGAAGUAUAAUGGAAACACGUACCGUCCAGGUGAUUUAUUAAAUAUAACAAUGUUCAAAGAUGAAACAUUUUAUUUAUCAUCCGACAAUGAUCUGAGUGGUACAAUAAUUUCUUCAACCAAACCCGUUGCUGUUGUUUCCGGAGUCAAAUUAAGUUUCAUGAACGACGAAUACUCAAACCACAUGACAGAAAUGAUUUUGCCCCACAAACAUCUUGGCAGAAAUUUUAUAGUUCCUGUGUUGUAUAAUUCACAAUGUAGGUAUAGGAUAUUCGCGGACAGUCCCUCCAGUUUAACGAUCCAGCAGGGUAAUUACACUAUAUCUGGAUUCAAGAAAAAUAUAACUGCAGGACAGUAUCUGGAGGUUAAUUCUGACAAACCAACAACCCUCAGAUCAUCCUCUGGUAUCCUUGUUCAACUUUACUGUGACUCACAUGGUCUAUCCUACGACUCUGUGAUGGUUACUCUGCCUGCCAUUAGUCAUUUCAAAGCAGGCUACCAGUUUGUAGCCGUCUCCGACUUUCCACCAGGUUACCAACCAAAUAAUUAUUAUAUGACAGUUAUCAUACCAACAAAUGCUGUCGACGGACUAAAAUAUGACGGAUAUUUGUGGGUGUCUUUCAUACAAAAGUUUUCCAUUGUCGUGUCAGGACAUUCAUAUAGCAUCUUGAUUAAGGAGAUAUCGAGUGGGUUACACACACUCACGCAAGUGAAUAACGUUACAUUUGGAUUAAUUGUAAAUGGAAAGACAACACACCAGGGCUAUGCGUACCCAGCAGGUUUCCACUUUAAUAAUGGUGCUCAAUAGCACCAAGUGAUAACGUUUGUGUUGACCAGUCAGUGCUGAACUAUUAUCAAAUCUUGUUUUUAAAUACUUCCUCACUUAAGAAUCUGAACUGUUUGCAGUAUAACCACAAUUAUAUAUCCAUUAAAUCCAUAUGUAUAAGUAAUAAGUAAUAAUUGUGUAACCUAGUGGUAGUUUAAGACUUUGACACUAUAUUUGCGAGACACAAUUCUUCAUAUGUGAACUUUCGUUAUACUUUAAUCGCUUAAAGCUACUUCCACAUCAAAUUAUCUUCAAAUUAAGUAGUGAAAUCAGUGGCAAAACCUUUCUGCACAGUGUUUGACAAUACUUUAUUAUUUUAACUUAUUGUUAAAAUGAAUAGUUACAUUUCAAUUUUCACUUGAAGCAGUGUAUCAACAACAAAAACACACUUACAGAUACGAAUAAGAAAAGUUUAUGAAAAAAAUAUGUAAAUGAGCAGAAUAUGAAAUUUAAACUAGUUUUGUAUGUACUCAACUUCUGAUCUAACCCGUGUGAAUAGCAUGUCAGAAAAGAAUAGAAAGGUAUGAAAAAUAUUUUUAAAAAAGACUCUUUUAAAAGCAGGAUAAGUUAACUUGGUGCUGCUGGUAUUUAGCUACGACGGUGAUAGCUGCCUAAAGCUACCACUGAGAAAAACUACAAAAUAUAAACAAUAUGUCUAACAACAUCUAUGAAGAAUCGGCACAGAUUUUGUUUAAAUAGAAACGGAAGAUUCCAAGAGGCCAUUUGAACUCGUAUUCGAGAUAACUGACACACCCUGGCAAAAAAAAGACGACGAAAAGAAAACAAAAGAUGUAAACA
Mytilus trossulus (common blue mussel) is the source of this 2462-nucleotide messenger RNA. RefSeq lists its product as uncharacterized. Lineage: Eukaryota; Metazoa; Mollusca; Bivalvia; Mytilida; Mytilidae. Bases 3 to 1646 code for a protein of 547 amino acids. The transcript is spliced from 4 exons. The record is from RefSeq and is a predicted model, not a curated record.